Molecule: messenger RNA, 915 nt
Organism: Phragmites australis (common reed)
Lineage: Eukaryota; Viridiplantae; Streptophyta; Magnoliopsida; Poales; Poaceae
Exons: 1
Coding region: 1-915 (304 amino acids)
Source: RefSeq, a predicted model, not a curated record
AUGGCGCCCUCCUCCGUCCUCUUUGACUCCUCCGUCGACGACGAUCCCGUCGCCCCCGCUCCUGCUUCCGCCAUCCAGGGCAUCUCCAUCCGCAGUCAUGUCCCGGUCGUUCUCGACAUGGACGAGGGCAACUACGGGCAAUGGCGGUGCUUCUUCGAAUCUGCGCUCGGCAAGUUUGGCCUCUCCGGCCACGUUCGUUCGCCCACUCCAUCGGAGGACCGCAACGGUGAGUGGCGCAUGGUGGACUCCUGCGUCGCCAACUGGAUCCUCACCACGGUCUCCAAGGGUGUCUUCAACAUCAUCUGUCGCGAUCGCAACGAUGCCUUCUCUCUAUGGCACGGCAUCGCCGGCCUUUUCCAGGACAACGAACUUCAGCGCGCGGUGUACCUCGAAGCUGAGCUGCGCUCACUGCAGCAAGGCGACAUGUCGCUGAACGACUACUGCACCAAGUUAAAGCGGCUCACCGAUCAACUGCGCGACAUCGGCCACCCCGUCUCCGAGCCCGCCCAGGUGCUCAACCUUCUUCGCGGGCUCAAUCCCCGUUACCGCUACGUUAAGCCGGUGAUCACCUCCAAGUACCCGCCGUACUCCUUCAUGAGCGCCCGCUCCUUCCUCAUGCUUGAGGAGGCCAGUGUCCAGCACGACGUCGCCGCCGAGGCCACUCAGGCCCUCGCUGCGACCCAUGGCGACUCGGCCAGCGGCACGCCCACCGGCAACAAGGACGGUUCCUCCUCCAGCGCGCCUCGCCGCGACAACCGCUCUAACAGCGGCGGCGGCAACUCCCGCUCCAACAAUCGAUUCGAUCACCGGCGUGGUCGCGGCUACGGCAACGGCGGCAGCUCCCGAUCCAACAACAACCAGUCUGGUCCGUGGGCUGCGGGCCACAACCCCUGGCAAGGCAUGGUGCAGACCUGA